Messenger RNA from Paramisgurnus dabryanus, 2081 nucleotides. The record is from RefSeq and is a predicted model, not a curated record. Lineage: Eukaryota; Metazoa; Chordata; Actinopteri; Cypriniformes; Cobitidae.
CGCGUGGAGAGAAAGGGAGCGAAGCGCCGUGUCCAGCGGCCUCGCGUUUAUAAUGGCUGCCAGGAGAAGAGAGGAGUACGAGCAGUUACAUUGGAAAUAAAACUUGUCACACAGAUGCUAAGGAAAGCCCUUUAUACUUAGGAGCAGCAACAUAUAGGUGUUUCUUAGAGGUGAGAAAGAGGAUGGUGAGCAGUCAAGCCAAAUACGAACUGAUCCAAGAGGUGGGCCGGGGCAGUUACGGUGUGGUUUACGAGGCAGUCGUACACCAGACAGGCGCUCGUGUGGCUGUGAAGAAGAUCCGCUGCCAUUCCCCGGAGAACGUGGAGCUGGCCCUGAGGGAAUUCUGGGCACUGAGCAGCAUUCAGAGCCAGCAUCCCAACGUCAUUCACCUGGAGGAAUGCGUCCUUCAGAGAGACAGUCUUGCUCAGAGGAUGAGCCACGGCUCCAGCUCUUCGCUCUACCUGGAGCUGGUGGAGACCUCCCUGAAAGGUGAGAUUACGUUUGACCCCCGCUGCGCCUACUACAUGUGGUUUGUCAUGGACUUCUGCGACGGUGGAGACAUGAAUGCCUACCUGCUUUCCCGCAAACCCAGCCGCAAGACGAACACCAGCUUCAUGCUGCAGCUGGGCAGCGCUCUGGCCUUCUUGCAUCGCAACCAGAUCAUCCACCGAGACCUCAAACCCGACAACAUUCUCAUCUCGCAGGGCCGCACCCCGGCCGGCAGCCUCGACCCCAUCCUGAAGGUGGCCGACUUCGGCCUCAGCAAGGUCUGCUCCUGUUCAGGCCUGAACCCAGAGGAACCGGCCAGCGUCAACAAGUGUUUCCUGUCCACGGCUUGCGGGACGGACUUCUACAUGGCACCGGAAGUAUGGGAGGGCCACUACACGGCUAAGGCAGACAUUUUCGCUCUGGGGGUGAUCAUAUGGGCUAUGGUGGAGCGGAUAACAUUUGUUGACGUGGAGACGCAGAAGGAGCUGUUGGGAAGCUACGUGCAGCAGGGCGAGGAUAUCGUGCCGUUGGGGGAGGCUCUGCUGGAAAACCCCAAAAUGGAGCUCCACAUCCCGGCACGAAAGAAAAGCAUGAACGCUGGCAUGAAGCAGUUGAUUCGAGAGAUGCUGUCGGCCAAUCCGCAGGAGCGGCCUGAUGCAGUCGAGCUAGAGCUUAGACUCGUCCGUAUCGCGUGCAGGGAACUCGACUGGGACACGUGAGAGUAAAUCCUUGUGAACUUUAAUGUGAUUCCUGCCAUCUUGAAACGUAUUGUUUGUGGGGUUUUCAGGGGCCAGUUGUGCUGCUCCUUAAAAGGAUUCAUUGUACACAAAGUGUAAAAUGUAUUUUAUGGUCUCCUCUAUCUGUCCAUGAGUGCAUAGUCUCAUGACGGUAAAAGAUUCCACCUUGAUCCCAAACGGAGGUCCACAGAAUUCCCAGAACAUUCCAGCAUGCACAACAAACUGCUUUUUUUCCUGAAGUCAAACUAAUUUGAUUUCAAACUCUGGUACUCCUUUUGUCUUUUGAUUUUAUUGUCUUUGACGGCUUGUCCCGCCUCGCUCCUGGUGCUAAUUCAAUUUCUAAUGCAAAGCGGAAGCGAGCGCAGUAAAUAACGGCCUCUCUUACAGCCACCUUAAUAUUUUCCUGGUCAGUUUUAACAGCUUUUUUACAACACGAUCAAUAUCUGUUAUUCUGCACUUUGCUCACAAAAGGGCUUCAGGGAGUUGUAUUUACGUCAGUCUAUUUGAAAUCUGUGUGUUUUCAUCUUUUCUACAAAAUACUUGACAAGGCAAUAGUUUGUAGUCAAAAUCUCAAAAUUUGUGCGUUAAAUUUAAACUUUAACAUGUUUGAAUAAUUACGCUUGAAUAAUUAGUGAUCCGGACAUCUGUAUAAAAAGCAAGAGUAAUUGACAAGCAUCUUAUGAGGAAUGUCGGUCAGAGGUGUAAAGCAAGUCAUAAACGGAGUCACAGACAAAGCUUCCUUCUUUGCUUCCUGCUGAAAACUGACAAAUGUGCACGUGGACUCAAUGUGCAUGUAAUAAAAUGCAUAUCCGGGUGACUCUCUUUGACCAGUACAGUAUCAGUAUGUUUCUUUCU